UUUCCAGAAAAAAAUUUCUGCAAAUUUCCAUCCAUAAAAUUCAAUGCAUGAAAUUUUGAAAAUAGAACUCAAUUAAGGGAUCUGGAAAAUACUUCUGAAUCACUAAUACCCCAAUUAUGCCCAAGUCACCAUCAAGGUACCAUUAAAUCCACAAGCUUUCUCUGUUCUUUUCCAUUUGUGUUUUCUUUUUCUUUUUUCCUUCAAGAUUGCAAGGUGACAACAAAGAUUCCUUAUUAACUAGUGUCCACCAACAAAUUAAAGAAUCAUCAAACUAGACCGAGUCAAUCAUAUUUCAUAGUUUUUCUGAUGAAGAAACUUCACUUGUAAACGUAAUCUUCAGUCUUGAAAGCAAUUAAUUAGACAAAUUUGUAAAAGAAUAUACAGGCAAUACACUUUCUUCUCAUCUGCACAAGACAAGAAAAAGGUUAUGAAUCCUGCAACGCAGUGGACGGCUGCCUCUCUCUCACACUCUCUAUAAAAGGCAGAUCAUCACAUUUUCCAGAAAGAUUCUAAUUGUCCACUACUGUUAAACCCUUUUCUUGACAAGUUGAAGCUUUCACUUGGGUACACUUUGAAAUGGCUCUUGAAACUAUCCUGUCAGGGCUUAUUGCUGCCUUAACUUGCUCUCUUGCCCUGGCUGAUCUCAGUCCUCUUCAAGAUUUCUGUGUGGCUGACCCCAGCAAGUCAGUUCUAGUGAAUGCUUUGGCGUGCAAGGACCCAAAGCAGGUUCAAGCAAGUGAUUUUUCCUUUAGCGGUCUUCACAUAACAGGCAACACAACGAACCCUGUAGGUUCAAAGGUGACUCCAGUUACAGCAGUCCAAUUGCCAGGACUAAACACACUUGGGAUAUCCAUGGCUCGUGUAGAUUUUGCACCAUGGGGUAUUAACCCUCCACACACACAUCCAAGGGCUACUGAAAUAUUGACUGUUGUGGAAGGUAGUCUCGAAGUAGGGUUUGUGACUUCUAACCCAGAAAACAGGCUUAUUACGAAAGUGCUUAAAAAAGGUGAUGCGUUUGUGUUCCCUGUCGGUCUUGUCCACUACCAGAGAAAUGUUGAAAACGGUAAUGCUGUAGCCAUUGCUGCUCUCAGUAGCCAAAACCCUGGUGUUAUUACUAUUGCCAAUGCAGUUUUUGGAUCCAAUCCUCAGAUUGCUAGUGAUAUUCUUGGAAAGGCUUUCCAAGUUGACAAGAACGUGAUCUAUAAGAUCCAAGCUAAGUUCUAAUCCUUUUAGUCAAUCAUUAAUCGGGUUGGCGCACCUAUGUCAAAGGAUCAUUGAUCUUCAGAAUUUUUCAAUGUGCUUUUCAGAGUGUAAUAGUCUGGUUUGUUUCAUGUGUAUUCACUUGAGAAUCAGUUGAUGAUUUGUAAUGAAUUUGUCUAUUAUUAUUUCU
Messenger RNA from Ricinus communis (castor bean), 1390 nucleotides. Its product is annotated as putative germin-like protein 2-3. The transcript is spliced from 2 exons. Gene Ontology annotation, cellular component: cell wall. The coding region runs from base 577 to 1224 and encodes 215 amino acids. Lineage: Eukaryota; Viridiplantae; Streptophyta; Magnoliopsida; Malpighiales; Euphorbiaceae. The record is from RefSeq and is a predicted model, not a curated record. Gene Ontology annotation, molecular function: manganese ion binding.